UGUUUGUCAACAUUAGUUGAUAUUUGUUAUUAAUGAAAUGAGUGAUGACGCUUCUACAAGCGAGGAUAAAAACAAUUGAAGAAAUAACGAGAGAAUCACAAAAGGAUCUCGCAAAGGUCAAUUUAAAAAAAAUCAGUGAAACGAACGAAAAGCGUAGAUCGAGGAGAGAGGUCGAAGAGGUUAUGCGAGGAAAAGGAGGAAAGCGAAAAAAAUGACGAUGCGGCCACGGUUAAAGUUAAAGGUGAUGUUUUGGCUGGGAGAGAAUUAUUUGAGCCUAGCAUAUUGGCACAAGAAAUGUGGUGUUGCAGCUGUGACAUACCCUUAUCUUUUCGAUACACUGUAAAUAAAGUCCAGCAAGGCUUAGGAUAUGUUUAUGAUAUAAAAUGUUACAAAUGCGAUAAGGUCAAAACAGUAAGAACAGGAAAAAUAUUCAGACAGGGCAAUAGUGUACUGUUUGAAGCAAAUGCUAAAGCAGCGCUUGGUAUUAUAGAUGCUGGAAUUGGUGAAACACAAUUCAAUAUAUUACUAUCUGCACUGAAUAUCAACACCGUGUCAGAUACUUUGCUCAAAAGGUAUGAAAGGAUUGUAGGCCCAGCAAUCGAAGCCCUCGCUAAAGAUUCAUGCUUGAAUGUUUUGAAAGAAGAAAUAGCCUUGGCUAAGAAAGCCAAUGAUAUUAUAACAGACAAGUAGGACUUUUUUGGUCGCAGUUAUACUCACAUAUAAGAAAGAUCUGCAUGAGCUAGAAUUUUAUUUAUAUAAAAAUAAUUUUUUUAUGAUUUUUUUUACACUCAACUUUUAUUGAAUCAUUGUUAUAAUGAAAUUGUAAUUUUUUACUAUUUUUUAUUUUUUGUUUGUUAUUGAUAACAUUUAC
Molecule: messenger RNA, 871 nt
Organism: Phymastichus coffea
Lineage: Eukaryota; Metazoa; Arthropoda; Insecta; Hymenoptera; Eulophidae
Exons: 3
Coding region: 295-690 (131 amino acids)
Source: RefSeq, a predicted model, not a curated record